AUAAAAUCAGAAAUUGAAAAAAGCAGGAAUUCUAAUUAAAUAAAGAUAUCCAUAAAUUGAACACAAAAAGAAUAAAUAAUAAAUGAACGAAGAAAAUUUUAAAAAGAUUUUAAGAAACUAUUUUUAGGUGCAUAAUAAAAUUUAGUAUUUUAGUGAUAAUUUUAAUGAAAAGUGUGAUGAGAUUUGGAUAGGUAGCAGACAAAACAAAAGUUUUUAAACAAAAUGCAAAAACACAAAUAAUUUUAAUGAAAAUUUAAAAAACUUAAUAUAAGAUAUUGAUAUCUCUGAUAUACCAUAUUACUGCAGCGAAUGCUUAACAGAGAUAGAAAAUUAUUUUAAAAGCACAACCCACAUAAAAAUAAUAAGAUUCUUUAACUUAGAUAGCAAUAUGCAAGCAAAUAUAAUUGCUUUAGAAAAAAUAAUUUAUCCUUAGUUAAAUAGCCAAUAUUUUUAAUACCUAAGUUUAAAAAUAAAGAAAUUCGAAGGAGAUUCAAUGAAACAAUUAAGUUUAAUUUUAAAUCAAUCUAAAUACCUAUAGCAUAUUUCUUUAUAUUUAGAAAAAGCUUCGUAACCCCAUUAGUUAGAAAAUGGAUUAAAAAAUAACAAAAGUUUAAAGAGUUUAUAUUUAGAUUUUGGUUAAAUGAAACUAAAUUCAGAUUAAAACCUCAUUUAAUCAGCUAUAAAUGGUAUAUCAUAAAAUGAUACUUUGCAAACUGCUUACUUAAAUCUUUCGGAAUGUGAUAUUUAAAAUGUAAAUAUAGGAAAAAUUUUUUCCAAAACCUCUCAGCUGAAGACAUUAAUUCUAAAUUUAUUCUCUGCAGAAACUAACUCAACUUCUUUGAAACUAUUUGGGAUGGGAAUGAAAUAAGGAAAAACAAUAAAACACCUAUUUAUAUUAUUAGAAAAAAUCUAUAUAAGAGUUGGUGAAGCUUAAGAAUUCUCUAAAGGGCUUUAAUGUUUAUAGAAUUUAAAGCACUUGGAGUUAACAAUAAGAUAAAAUAAAAUGAGUGACGAUAACGCAUCAAUAAUUGCUUAGUCUCUAUAGAAAAUCUAAAAUUUAUAGAAAAUCAAAUUAAAAUUAGGACCUGAAUUUUAAAAUGAGCCUUCUCAUAUUAUUUCUCUACUAAAUAAUAAAUCAAAGAUAAAAGAAAUUUAGGUGAAGUUACCACUAUUGUUUAUUUAAGAAUUUUGUUCUGAACUGAAAUUUUCUUAAGAUGAGUAUUUAAGAGUAUUAUCUUUGAAAAUUAGAUAGAGUGAAAGCUUUUCAAAAUUAUUACCUUCACUUCUUUCUUCUAAGAUCAACCUUUAAAAGCUUAUCCUAAAAGGGUUUUAUGAAAAAUUUUAGUAAGGUGAGGAAUUAGGAUUUCAAAUUAAUAAAUUAUAAUAGCUUGAGCAUCUAGUGAUAAAAACAUAUGUGAUGCAUUUAAAUUGCUUCUAGCACAUUAAAUAAUUACCUCAUCUAAAAUAUUUAAAAAUUGAAAUUUCUAAUAUAUAAAAUUCAGAAAAAUACAUUAAAUAUGUUGAGAAACUAGUGAAUAACUGCCCACUAUUAGAUAUAAUUGACAUAAAAAUUUCAAAUUAUACAAUAGCUUUAGAGCAUUAGUUUUGUUAGAUUACUUAUGGAAAAAUUUUUACGACAAAUAUAUCUAACAUUCUGUGUUAUAUUGAUAAUUUGGUGUCUAAAUAAAAGAAAUUAUUGAAAUUUGAAUUCCCUGCUAUGCUCUAUAGAUUGAAUAAUGAAUAAAUAGUGAAGGUAAUCUAAAUAAUCAAGAAAAUAGUUGAUUCAGAUUCAAAAAUUUGGUACUUUGAUUUAAGUGAAAUAGAUCGAUUGCAAACUCUUUAAGGUUUGAAAGAUAUCUCUCAAGGGUUAAAGUAUGAGUUUUAUAAGAUCAUAGCUUUUAAUAAUGAAAUAAGAGAUUAAUUGGUUUAUAAUCCAUUUUUUAUUUAUUACGAUUUAUACACAUGAGUAAUGAAUUUAUAAUUAAUUAUUUAUUCUGCAAAUUAAGAUUGUUUUAUGAAAAUAGAUGAUAAACAAAAAAUCUACUUUUUUUUGUUAUGAUUUUAUUUAAAUUAGUUUAUUAAUUGUGUGUAUUGUA
Tetrahymena thermophila SB210 is the source of this 2096-nucleotide messenger RNA. RefSeq lists its product as hypothetical. Lineage: Eukaryota; Ciliophora; Oligohymenophorea; Hymenostomatida; Tetrahymenidae. The record is from RefSeq and is a predicted model, not a curated record. The transcript is spliced from 15 exons.